Cylindrotheca closterium is the source of this 927-nucleotide messenger RNA. Lineage: Eukaryota; Bacillariophyta; Bacillariophyceae; Bacillariales; Bacillariaceae. The record is from the annotation of a GenBank genome assembly.
AUGAGUUCGGCUGCUUCAAGGUUUCAGAGAAUCUUUACUCCCAAGAGAGUCAGAGUCUUGAAGAAAAUGGCAGUGUCCGGUGCUGUGGCCUCUGUGCCGGUCCUAGUAUGGUGGAAGAUUGCCUCCGACGAACGUGAACAAAAGGCUGAAGAGGUCCGUACCAAAGUACGAGUCCCCAAUAUUCAGACGAUUGAUGAUAUUAUGAUCGAACGAUGCCGGCCUGGGGACGUCUUGCUAUUUGAUCGACGAUGGGAAACCUGUGCGUCAGGACCACUUGCCGCUCUUGUUUGCGUGCUCGGACGAUACUUUCUAUGCUUUGACGAUCCCAAUAAAGUCAUGCCUGACGGAAAGUUUGAUCACUGUGGUAUUGUCGUGCCAGGGUAUGCAAAGAACAAAAAAGAUGAGUUGGAUCCUUCGAAUCUGCUGUUACUGGAGGCAACUGCUGGGGGAGGAAUUGUUGCACGACCGUUGUUGAUGCGAUUGGAAAUGUCCAGAGCGAGAAGUGCUGUCCUAUUGCCUCUCGCUCUUCCUGGGGAACGAAGGAAUGAUCAAUUCUUCGAACCAACACCUACUACGAUCGCCACUGAGGUUUUUGUUCGCAAGCAGUUGACCGAAUUUCGAGACAAAUGGUUGGAGAUAUCGAAGGAAAAGAACUACCGACGAGUGCAUUCAACCUUAGGUUUGGCAGGUGCUUUGGCGUAUGGAUUUGGCGUUCACACGCAAAAUCCUGGCCCAACCUCACCAUCUGCGUGGUUUGUGACCAUGGCGUUGCAAGACGCCAAGAUUGCCCAGAGCGUGUCUGUGAGACAAACUAAAGAAGCCAAAGUGGAGGACUUUUUGCGAGAUUACCGAUUCCAAGACCACGAUGUCAUUCGUCUUCGGCCUGGGUGGAGAUUCUUGGCUCCUGUCUCUUUCCGAGAGACGUAA